Molecule: messenger RNA, 2511 nt
Organism: Perognathus longimembris pacificus (Pacific pocket mouse)
Lineage: Eukaryota; Metazoa; Chordata; Mammalia; Rodentia; Heteromyidae
Gene: Atf1
Product: activating transcription factor 1
Exons: 8
Coding region: 288-1208 (306 amino acids)
Biological process (GO): regulation of transcription by RNA polymerase II
Cellular component (GO): nucleus; ATF4-CREB1 transcription factor complex
Molecular function (GO): DNA-binding transcription factor activity, RNA polymerase II-specific; RNA polymerase II cis-regulatory region sequence-specific DNA binding; protein binding
Source: RefSeq, a predicted model, not a curated record
CCCGCCUCACCCCCCACGCACACUCGCACUCGGUCUUGCCCCCCCCCUCGCCCCCGGCGUGUGGUAGAUCAUGCCGCCCGUGGCAGCCCCGACAGCCGAGAAACGGUAGCCGGGCACCGUGGACUCUAAGUGCCAUUGGUUCUCCCCGUCCCGCCUGACCCCAGAGGAAGAAACGCGUCUCCUGCCGAGAGGGGGCGGGGAGGUGGGUGGUGAAUUCGGAUCCUCCUGGGAGCGGGGGAGUGACGUUCCCGCCCCGGGCAGCGGCGAGGCGGCUGACGCAGUUGAUUAUGGAAGAUUCCCACAAGAAUAACACUUCAGAGACAGUACCUCAACCUGGUUCAACAGUUCAGGGAGCUCAUAUUUCUCAUAUUGCUCAACAGAUGUCAUUAAGAGGAUCUACACCAGUGACAAUUGUACCACUUCCGGGAGAGCAAGUACAGGUUCAGGGGGUCAUCCAGAAAGCUCAGUCUUCUGUAAUUCACCUACCACUCGUGCAAACGGUGUGUUUAUCAGAAAGUGAGGAGUCUCAGGACUCAUCCGACAGCAUAGGCUCCUCGCAGAAAGCUCACGGGAUCCUAGCCCGGCGCCCAUCUUACAGAAAAAUUUUGAAAGACCUCUCUUCAGAAGAUACACGCAGUAGAAAAGGAGAAAAUCCUGGAGUUUCUGCUGUCACAUCUAUGUCUGUUCCAACUUCCAUUUAUCAAACUAGCAGCGGACAAUACAUUGCCAUUGCCCCAAACGGAGCCUUACAGCUGGCCAGUCCAGGCACCGAUGGCGUACAGGGCCUACAGACACUAACUAUGACGAAUUCAGGCAGCGCUCAGCAAGGUACUAUUCUCCAGUACGCACAGACCUCUGAUGGACAGCAAAUCCUUGUGCCCAGCAACCAGGUGGUUGUACAAACUGCAUCCGGAGAUAUGCAGACAUAUCAGAUCCGAACCACACCUUCAGCUACUUCACUGCCACAAACCGUGGUGAUGACAUCUCCAGUGACGCUUACAUCUCAGACAUCUAAGACGGAUGACCCUCAAUUGAAGAGAGAAAUAAGAUUGAUGAAAAAUAGAGAAGCUGCUCGAGAAUGUCGAAGGAAGAAGAAAGAAUAUGUGAAAUGCCUGGAAAACCGAGUUGCAGUCCUGGAAAAUCAAAAUAAAACUCUAAUAGAAGAGUUAAAAACUUUGAAGGAUCUUUAUUCUCAUAAAAGUGUUUGAUUAUUAAGAAAAGUAUUUUUGUGGACUUGUCUAAGCAUUAGAUGGAUUUUUCUUUUUAGUGGAGUUUUAUAAAUUAAAAGGUCAAAAGUGAAGCUAAUUUUUACUUAGGCUUUUGCAAUGCAAAGGUAAAUAACUGUCUAGUGCAGGGAUGUGGUGUCAGGAAAGAAUGGGAGAGGACCUCGAGGAAGCUGCAGGCCGUGGGAGCCUACAGGUGUCAUGCACGUUCAGGAAGCACUGGGCGAGCUUCCCGCAGCUUACUUUUUCUAAGGAGUCGUGUCCAUCCAAAAAUAGCAGGAAAUUUGGUAGAUUUAAUCAAUAUACCUUGUAAGUUUGCGUUUCUUACUAUCUCCUGAAAUUUAACCUUUUACACUUGUAUGGGGAAAUGUGUGUUAUUUCUACCAGCAAAUUCUAAAUUACAAAUGUAAAAGGAACCCUAAUACUAAGUGUGUAAAUUAUGUGUUCUAAUUAUGUGUACAUGUUCUGUUGUUGGUUUGUUGGCCAAGGGGGCUUUUGAGACUGGAUGCACCAACUUUUGAGGUCUUGUCCUAGAAAGCUUCUAAGGUACAAUGAAUGGAGUGUGGCGAUUUUGUAACUUUUUUUUUUAUCAGAAUGAAAAGAGAACUGUUUAAAAGUUUGAUAUUUUUAAAUAGUUUUUUUUUUUUUUUGCUUACUCUGGUAAGGGUGAUUUUUUUUUUACAGAUAUAUAAUAAGUUCUUAGAUUCUGUAUCCUGUAUACCUACUGUUGAAUAUCCAUAACUUACUCUGUUGUGCUUUAAAAGAAUGAAAUGUUUACAAAAGCCCUGAAAAUACUAUUUUUUACAAAAACUUUCUGAAGAUGCAUACCAAAGUUUUUCCAAGAAGAUUUUAUAAUCAACUUAAUAUAAGGUUUAUCAGGUUCUAAAAUAGUACAGUUAUUGAGGCCAUUUUAUGUUAGACACUAUUUUGUAGCAUAGUGAGUGGUUCCUUUGUAAGAGAAGUGACUGCCAAUAUAUUUUUAUAGCUAAUCUUUAUAAAUUCUAAUGUUGAGUUUUUUAAUGAUUAUUUUAAAUGUUUAUAUAGUUUCGUAAAAAAAUGCAUCUCAAAGUAUCUUUUGUAUUAUGCAAAGUAAAGUUUUCAGAUUGGCCAAUAUUUGAGUUGUAAGUUAUAUAUGCAAUUUGUUGAAAACUUCAAAACUGUGGUCAGUACACCAGUGUUUAACCUCUGUAUUCUACUUCGUGUACACUUUGAAACUGUACUGCAAAACUGCUCUUUAUACAGUAAUGUUCCUUGUCUAUGAAAUUAAAGGACAUUUUAUAAAAUUAAA